This is a messenger RNA of Symbiodinium sp. CCMP2592, 255 nucleotides long. NCBI's taxonomy places the organism in Eukaryota, Dinophyceae, Suessiales, Symbiodiniaceae. The record is from the annotation of a GenBank genome assembly.
AUGCAUCUGCCCUCCGAGAUUCCGAGUCAAGAGCAUCAUGCUCUACAAGGAGUUCGCGCACUGCUCAGAAAAGCAGAUCGGCCCCGCCGCCGCUGUCACCCAUUGACCAGGCCAUCCAGAGAGAACUCAUCGGAGAGGGCAUUGCUCUGGACGAGGUCGUGGCCAACAAACGCUCUUCGGGCUGGGCUGUCCGGCAAAGGCAAGCACAGCGCAACGACCUGGGCCACUUCUGCUAUGGUUGUGGGCAGCCUCUAA